Messenger RNA from Brassica napus (rape), 2940 nucleotides. RefSeq lists its product as uncharacterized. Bases 1 to 2940 code for a protein of 979 amino acids. The record is from RefSeq and is a predicted model, not a curated record. The transcript has a single exon. NCBI's taxonomy places the organism in Eukaryota, Viridiplantae, Streptophyta, Magnoliopsida, Brassicales, Brassicaceae. Gene Ontology annotation, molecular function: nucleic acid binding; RNA-DNA hybrid ribonuclease activity.
AUGAUAGAUAUAAAGGCGUCAAUUGAAGGACGCAAAACCUGUUUGACUUUUGUCUAUGGUGAUCCGGUCAUUGAGUGCCGUGAAUAUGUAUGGGAACGCCUUACCCGUAUGAGUUUAGGGAGAACUGAAGCAUGGUUUAUGAUAGGGGAUUUCAAUGAGAUAAAUAGUAAUGUGGAGAAGAAGGGAGGUCGGAAACGACAGGAGACAUCUUUCAUCCCCUUUAGAACAAUGCUUGCCAAUUGUGGUAUGAUCGACUUUCCCUAUAAGGGUAACCCGAUGUCGUGGGUUGGUUUUAGAAGCUCCGGAAAAGUCCAGUGUAAAUUAGAUCGGGCUAUAGGUAAUGAAGAAUUCCGACCGAUAAGCUUAUGCAAUGUUAGCUAUAAGAUCAUCUCAAAGAUAAUGUGUAAACGGCUAAAGAAAUUCCUCCCGAAGCUUAUAUCGGAGACGCAGUCGGCCUUUGUGGCUAGAAGACUUAUUUCGGAUAAUAUCUUGGUCGCUCAAGAAAUCUUCUAUGCGAUCAGAACUAAUCCGAUUUGUAAAUCAAAGUUUGUGGCUAUCAAGACAGACAUGAGUAAGGCCUAUGAUCGCGUGGAAUGGAACUUUCUCGAAGCAUUGAUGUUAAAGAUGAGAUUUGCAGCGAAAUGGGCCACCUGGAUCAAAUGGUGUAUUUCGUCAGUAUCGUACCAGGUCUUACUAAACGGCGAGGCAAAGGGCAACAUAAAACCUACACGAGGACUGCGCCAGGGAGACCCUUUAUCCCCAUUUCUUUUUAUCAUAUUAACAGAAGCACUUAUUUCUCAGAUUAAAGGAGCAGAGGAUGAGGGAAGACUCACUGGUCUAAAAAUUGCCCAAGCCAGCCCGGCAGUGUCUCAUCUCCUUUUCGCUGAUGAUAGCUUAUUUUUCUGCAAAACAGAUGUCCAGCAAUGUGCUGAGUUAAUGAAGAUCAUUAACAAUUAUGGAAUGGCGUCCGGACAGCAACUAAAUACCUCCAAAUCCUCUAUUCUCUUUGGAAGUAAAGUCUCAGUGGAAGUGAAACAAGCGAUCAAAGCAGCGGUGGGAAUACAAAUGGAAGGAGGGAUGGGGACUUAUCUAGGUCUACCGGAAAAAAUAUGUGGAUCAAAAAGACAGGUGUUCGCCUUCAUACGAGACAGGCUAAACAUCAGAAUCAAUUCCUGGACAGCCAAGUUCUUAUCAAAGGGAGGGAAGGAAAUUCUCAUAAAAUCGGUAGCACAAGCAUUGCCAACCUACGUCAUGUCGUGUUUUCUUCUGCCUCAAGAUAUUCUGAAUAAAUUAAAAAGCGCAAUAGCUAAAUUCUGGUGGAGUACGAAGCAAAAUAAUAGGGGUUUUUAUUGGAUGGCCUGGGACAAACUAUGUAAACCGGCUGAUAAGGGUGGCCUUGGUUUCAGAGACUUAAAGAAAUUCAAUCUUGCAUUACUUGCAAAGCAACUAUGGCGACUCCUCCAUCAUCCGGAGUCACUUCUGGCCAGGGUCCUCAAGGGAAGAUAUUUUAGAUAUACGAAUCCUCUGGAGAUCAGUAGCUCAAAUGCUCCCUCGUACGGAUGGAGAAGCAUGCUCGCGGCCAGGGAUCUCUUAAAGAAGGGCCUGCGACGUACGAUCGGAUCAGGAUUUAACACCCGCGUGUGGUUUGAUCAUUGGAUACCGUCACAGACGCCUAGGCUAGCUCAGGACAACGGUACGUGGAGGGAUCCUAAACUGUAUGUCAACCAUAUUAUAGACCACAAUACGGGAGAAUGGAGAAUGGAUUUGAUCCGGAAUAUUUUCUCACCUGAGGAUGUGAAUCUGAUACUGAAUAUCAAACCUUGUCAUCGUAUCAAACCUGAUGGCUACUGCUGGACUCACACAAAUUACAGGUUAUACACUGUGAAAUCAGGGUACGAGCUCGCGUCUCUGAUCCAGGAGGAGAGUGCCGAGAAGCAGAUCCUCGAACCAAACAUAAAUCCCUUACUAACUAAGGUGUGGAGUUUGAAAGCGCCAAGGAAGAUCAAACAUUUCUUGUGGCAAUGUCUAACAGGAUGUGUGGCAGUUUGUAGUAGAUUAUCGGACCGACACUGUGGUAAUGAUCGAUCAUGUCCUAGAUGUGGAGGGGAUGAUGAAUCUAUUAACCACCUACUCUUUCAAUGUCCCCCAGCCCUCCAGACAUGGGCUUUGUCAGACAUCCCAUCAGGUCCGGGACGUUUCCCGAGUGAAUCAAUAUAUGAAAAUUUUGACUUCCUUCUGUCCCGAGCUCUGGAAAGGGGUGUCUCGAAGCAACGGUUAUCGAAGUUCCCCUGGAUCAUGUGGUAUGUAUGGAAAGCAAGGAACGAUAAUCUGUUCAAUGGUGUUGAGAUAUCGCCACUGGAUUCCCUUCACAAGGCGACGCAGGAAGGAGAUGAAUGGUUAGUUGCACAAGAAGUUACAAAAGUCGCAAAGGAGAGAGAGAGGCCACAGUCGAUGGAACAAGAGGAGAUAAAUAGGUUGCAUAAACCAAGAUGUCAAGUGGAUGCAUCAUGGGCAAUCAAUCAAUCUACUUUUGGUGGUGGUCUCAUAUUGGAGAUGGAAGAUGGGAGCACUUUUACGGGUUCCCUUGGGAGCAGGCAAGUCCCCUCCCCACUUCACGCGGAGUUCCGAACCUUGCUGUGGGCAAUGAGUUACACGCUCCGUAUGAGUUACAACAAAAUGCAUUUCGAAUCAGAUUGCCUGCAAAUGGUUAAGCUGAUCGAAGAAGAAGAAUUCUGGCCAUCUUUGGCUUCGGAAUGGGAUGAAUUCUCCCGCCUCCGGUCUUUGUUUAAUUUCUUUUCAAUUUCAUUUAUUCCUCGAGAAUUAAACUCCCGUGCUGAUCUCCUUGGAAAAGGAGCUCGCGCGAAAGGUUCUAUUUCCUCCCAUGUAAACAUUUUGGUUCCACCGGAGUUAGCUCAAACUAACCUUUUCGAACCAGUUUAA